GCUGCACAAUUACCUCCUGGGCUCCCGACCAGCAUCAAUCACAAUGGAUGAUAUUUACAAAGCAGCGGUUGAACAGCUAACAGAGGAGCAGAAAAAUGAGUUCAGGGCAGCCUUCGACAUUUUCGUGCAGGACGCUGAAGAUGGCUGCAUUAGCACCAAGGAACUGGGGAAGGUCAUGAGAAUGCUGGGGCAGAGCCCCACCCCUGAGGAGUUACAGGAAAUUAUAGAUGAAGUGGAUGAAGAUGGGAGCGGUACUGUAGACUUUGAUGAGUUCUUGGUUAUGAUGGUCCGGUGUAUGAAAGACGACAGCAAAGGAAAAUCAGAAGAAGAAUUAUCAGACCUAUUCCGAAUGUUUGACAUAAAUGCGGAUGGCUACAUUGACCUGGAGGAGCUGAAAGAGAUGCUUGAAGCUACUGGAGAGACAAUCACAGAAGAUGACAUUGAGGAACUGAUGAGAGAUGGGGAUAAAAACAAUGAUGGCAGGAUUGAUUAUGAUGAAUUUCUGGAAUUCAUGAAGGGAGUUGAAUAAGCGUGAGACAUUAACUUCUGCUGGAGCCAUGCCCCCACCUGCAUACUGAAUUUGUGAUUUUGGAUCAUUUUGGAUUAAAGGGCCUACCUCACCUAUACGAACAAAAAUAAAAAAGUACAGACUACAUCAGGGGUAUUGCCCCCUACAGCUGUUAUUAAACUACAACUUCCAGCAUCCCCUCUGCAGGUUAAACAUUCCUGGUGUACACAUAUAGAUUGAUAUAAGCCUCACUUUCUAUGGGAAUUCUUUGCUAACGACAAGGGCCAGCAUAAUGGUCAGCCAUUAUGCUUUCAAAGGGAAUCCUCAUUGAGCCACCGGGAAGGAAUACUUGUUCCUCCAGCUGAUAUCGACUUAUAGCUCAUAUUGCCUUUGGCAUAGAAGUCUGAUGGGCCUCCAGUUUUAUGACACAUGGGAGGGACUUAUUACAAAAUAGGAGGGGUUUAUGGCUUGUGUAGUUCUGGGUGUGGCCUUGGGUGGUUGGUGUGUACUCAUACUGUAUCUUAUUAAUAUUCACUCUGCAAUUUCUUUAUCUGAAGCAUUUUACAAAGCAGACAGCCUGGGAAUUAGGCCCAAACAAUUGUAAUUCAAAACAAGACUGAGUAUAUGUAAAAAGCCUCACUCAGGGCAUUUUGCGCCUAAAUAACUCAGUCCAUGGCAUAAAUAUAUUUGAUUUGUGACCGUUACUAUUAUUUGUAAUAAAAACCAUGUCAGUCUGUGAAAAUACGCAGAGCGACUUCCUCGGGGGCAUCAAAUGCUGUCAAACCAUGUCCCUUCAUUUGCUAAUAAAUUUAUUUGAAA
Messenger RNA from Xenopus laevis (African clawed frog), 1327 nucleotides. RefSeq names its product troponin C1, slow skeletal and cardiac typeS homeolog (gene tnnc1.S). Gene Ontology annotation, molecular function: calcium ion binding; cytoskeletal protein binding. The record is from RefSeq and is marked provisional. Lineage: Eukaryota; Metazoa; Chordata; Amphibia; Anura; Pipidae. Gene Ontology annotation, cellular component: myosin II complex; cardiac Troponin complex.